CAAUGAGGAAAUUCCCAACCAGAAUGUUUAUCUCGUUGGACUCGAAGGCAUAUUCUAUUUUCUUUCGUCUGAAUCGCGUCUCGGAAUUCCUGCUUACGAUUUGGUGACAGUUUUACCAAAGAAUUAGGAGACAUGCUGAUAAAACAUGUCCCAAGGUCGUCUUUUAUUUUGUUGUCUCAACGUGAGGCGGCUGUUGACUUCUCAGAAACCAGUGGAAAUUCCCUUUGUUAAUCAUACUACAAUGCAACCAAAUAAACAAAUAUCAGAAGUCAUCAUGAAAACAGAGUCACAUGAUAUUAAACAAGAAGUCCAAGAAGUACCUGCUCAUUCUUCUGAACAAUCGGAAAGAAGCAACUGUAUAUCGACAGUAAAAGGAACAGCUGAAGAAAUUCCAGGACGAGGACCACCCCCUGAAUUACCCCAACACUGCUGCAUGAGCGGCUGCUACAAUUGUGUGUGGAUAGACUAUGCAGAAAAAUUGACAGAGUAUUAUCAGGACGAAGGAAAGCAUGCACUUGAAGCUGUUGACAAAAUAGAAGACAUGACAGUGAGAGCGUUCAUUAAAAUGCACCUUUGA
Messenger RNA from Saccoglossus kowalevskii, 577 nucleotides. RefSeq lists its product as uncharacterized. Gene Ontology annotation, cellular component: mitochondrion. Lineage: Eukaryota; Metazoa; Hemichordata; Enteropneusta; Harrimaniidae. The record is from RefSeq and is a predicted model, not a curated record.